AUUAAAACAACAUUCAUUUCCGUCCCAACCUAAAAUGCUCACCGCGGCAAUCUUUGUUGGUGGAUUGUUCAUUUUGGUGUGACCAAGCUAUAUGGCAGAAGAAGAACUCAACAGCUCUUUAGAGUAUACACCGACAUGGGUGGUUGCGCUUGUUUGCUUUGUCAUUGUUCUGCUCUCUCUUUGUGCCGAGCGCGCUCUUCAUAAACUCGGAAAGUAUUUAAAGCAUGAGAAACAAGAUGCGCUAUUUGAAGCCCUACAGAAAUUAAAAGAAGAGUUGAUGCUUUUAGGGUUCAUUUCCCUUCUACUAACUGUAUCUCAGCGUUCCAUAAUACGCAUAUGCAUCCCCUCUAAUCUAGCAAAUCACAUGCUUCCGUGCAAGAGGGAAACUUCUGAAGGAAACAAUAAUGCACAUUACUCUCUUGAUCAAUCUAUAAACAACCGGCGGCGGCUUUUGUCCACAGAUACAAAUUCAGACCAUUGUCUGCAAAAGGGGAAGGUUCCGUUGUUAUCAUUGGAAGCACUACAUCAUCUACACAUCUUCAUCUUUGUAUUGGCAGUUGUGCAUGUGAUCUUUUGUGUCACAACUAUGGUUCUUGGAGGGGCAAGGGUACGUCAAUGGAAGCGCUGGGAGUCUGAUGCAACUAGUGGUGGAAAUGUGCAUGUUUCUCAACGCCAACAUCGUGAAUUCUUGAGUAAACGAGGAGUAGGAUAUUGGCGAAGAGCAGCUGUCAUAGGUUGGGUGAUAUCAUUCUUCAAACAAUUUUAUGGUUCUGUCUCUAAGCCGGACUACAUUGCAUUGCGACAAGGGUUUACCAAGGAGCACUUCCCUUCGGAUCCCCAAUUUGAUUUUCACAAAUACAUUAUGCGGACACUUGAAGCUGAUUUUAGAAAAAUUGUUGGGAUAAGCUGGUACCUAUGGCUCUUUGUUGUGCUAUUUUUGUUGCUGAAUGUGGAAGGAUGGCAUACCUAUUUUUGGUUAGCGUUUUUGCCGCUGAUUCUUCUGCUUCUUGUGGGCGCUAAGCUGGAACACAUAAUUACCCGUUUGGCUCAGGAGGUUACGCAAGGGACGACAGCACUGGGUGAUCAUGGAGCAGGUGCAAGAGUGAAACCUUCAGACGAACACUUUUGGUUUCACAACCCUCGCAUUGUUCUGAAUUUGAUCCACUUCAUAUUGUUCCAGAAUUCAUUUGAGAUUGCAUUCUUCUUCUGGAUCUGGACAACGUAUGGAUUUCGUUCAUGCAUCAUGGAAAAGUUGGGGUACAUCGUGCCGAGACUUAUUAUGGGUGUGAUUGUUCAAGUGCUUUGCAGUUACAGCACACUACCUUUGUAUGCACUUGUCAGCCAGAUGGGUACCAUGUACAAGUUUGAUCAAAAUGUACAACAAUAUAUUGGUUCGUGGGUGGGAGAUGCAAAAAACAAGCAAGAUAAAACAGACAAAGACCAAUCUUUGUCACAAAGAACACAAACGCACAACAUGAUGAAUACAGAGUUAUCUCAAAUUGAUAUUGUACAACAAGAAACAGCUGCCAACAAAACAACUACCACUUCGCCAGUUUCAUCCUCUCAACUUUGUUCAUGAUUUUUUUUAGUUACCUCUUUUGUUCAUUUAAUUUGCAUGUAACCAUAUACUUAACUAUGUGUACAAACAAAAUAUUUCAUUGUCGAAAUUUACUUCUACGUACAAAUAAAUAUUUCAUCGUC
Malus domestica (apple) is the source of this 1701-nucleotide messenger RNA. RefSeq names its product MLO-like protein 13. Gene Ontology annotation, biological process: defense response. The record is from RefSeq and is a predicted model, not a curated record. Lineage: Eukaryota; Viridiplantae; Streptophyta; Magnoliopsida; Rosales; Rosaceae. Gene Ontology annotation, cellular component: membrane.